CUGCUACCUCUGUCUGCGUCUGCUCCUACACAUCUCCCUGUCCCAUCACUUAUCUCCGUCUGCUCCAACUGUUUCUUUACGUCUGCGGUAGGAGGACGUGUAUUCCACUUACAUUGAGACUCUUGAGGGCUGUAAAACGGGCUGAUCAGUGACUGAAGAGGAUGAUGCUCUCUUGAACCUCAGCGCUAACACCCGCCCGCCCCCUUCAUCCUCCUCACUGUCCUCGUCCACAACACUGCCUCCACCAUGAACCACACCCCCAGCCCUCACCUGUCCGAGGGUGGCAAGUCGGCCGGAGGCAGCCUGCUGUGCAGCCUGGGUCUGGUGUCAGAUAGGGGGAUCCGCUCCCCGGACAGCCUCACCCACACCCCCAGCCCCACUGGAGGGACCCCCAGCUCCAGCCCCCCGCUGCUGCUGUCGCCUGGGCUGGGAGGCUUUGGGCUGGGAUCCCUGGGGGCCAUGGGCGAGGGAGCCGGGGCCGACUGGGAGAGCAGGGAGGAGCUGAGGCUCAGGGAGCUGGAAGAGGCUCGAGCCAGAGCGGCCCAGAUGGAGAAGACCAUGAGGUGGUGGUCUGACUGCACCGCCAACUGGAGAGAGAAGUGGAGCAAGGUUCGUGCAGAGCGCAACCGUGCACGUGAUGAGGUCCGUCAGCUGAGGCAGCGGCUGGAUACCCUCACCAAGGAGCUGACCAGCGUCCGGCGGGAGCGGCAGGAACUGGCCUCAGAGAAUGAGACGCUACGGCAGGAGACGCUGCGCCUCCGAGGCGACCCCUCUCCUGAGGCUCCUCCUCCAUCUGCCACUUCUCCAUCUUCCUCCCCUGCACACCCUCGCGGUGCCUCUUCCUCCUCCUCUCCAUCUAUACCUCCCUCCUCCCCUGCUUCCUCCUCCUCCUCUCAGGUCCACACUGACGGCAAGCUGGACAGGGUCGGAGAGGGACCACCGGGGUCUCCGGAGCCAGAGCCAGUGAGGGACGUGGACUUGGACAGACAGAAGAUGGCUCAACAAAAGGAAUUGGAGGCGCUGGAGUCGGCCCUGCGCUCCAGGUCUCUGGACGGUGAUUCUCAGGAGGCCUGGGAAAGUCGAAGCAGUGUCAACGCGUCCACCUCACGCUCAUCCUCCGGUCUGAGCCGGCAGGAACGCAACAGGCAGCUGUGGGAGGACAUUAGCACGGUGGAGGAGGAUAACAGCAAACUCAACGCCCUGCAGCUUCGUCUGGACGAGUCCCAGAAAGUCCUGCUGAAAGAAAGAGAAGACAAGCUUGCACUGAGUAAGAGCAUCGAGAGGCUGGAGGCUGAACUCACUCAGUGGAAAUUUAAAUAUGAGGAGCUCAGCAAGACCAAACAGGAGGCCCUCAAACAGCUGAACCUGCUGAAGGAAAUGCAUCAGGAUGAACUGGGCCGCAUAUCUGAAGACUUGGAGGACGAACUGGGUGCCCGAACCAGUAUGGACAAGAAACUGGCUGAACUACGAGCUGAGAUGGAGAGGCUGCAGGUGGAGAAUGCUGCAGAGUGGGGGCGCAGGGAGCGCUUGGAAACGGAGAAACUGGCCCUGGAGAGGGACAACAAGAAACUGAGAGCUCAGGCUGAAGACCUGGAAGAGCAACUGGCCAAGAAACGCCGGCAGGCCGCCUCCGCACUCGACACCGACCUCAAGGCCAUCCAGACGGAGCUGUUCGAGAGGAACAAGGAGCUCGCUGACCUUCGCCAUGUUCACGCUAAGCUGAAGAAGCAGUUCCAGGAGAAGACAGCAGAGCUCGCCCACGCCAACAGGAGGGUGGAGAGCCACGAGGCCGAAGUCAAAAAGCUACGCCUGAGGGUGGAGGAGCUUAAGAAGGAGUUAGGACAGGCAGAGGAUGAGCUGGAUGAGGCCCAUAACCAGAGCAGGAAGCUGCAGAGGUCUCUGGAUGAACAGGUGGAGCAGACUGAGAAUCUGCAGGUACAAUUGGAACACUUACAGUCAAGACUGCGGCGGCAGCAGCAGAGUCCUGGUCUGUUUGGGAAGAUGCGAUCGGCUCGGUUCAGUCCUGAAAACCCAGACGGUCCAACCAGCGACAUGGACGAGGAAGAAGAGGAACUGCAGCUCCAGAUCCCAUGACAAAGACACAAACACACACACACAUAUAGUGACACAUGAUAUACUUUGACACAGACACCCUCAGUCAAAUGAAGAAGAAGAAGAAAAGGUGAAUACUGUUGC
Molecule: messenger RNA, 2196 nt
Organism: Epinephelus lanceolatus (giant grouper)
Lineage: Eukaryota; Metazoa; Chordata; Actinopteri; Perciformes; Serranidae
Gene: ccdc102a
Product: coiled-coil domain containing 102A
Cellular component (GO): myosin complex
Source: RefSeq, a predicted model, not a curated record